AUGAGGAUCGAAGAGCAUAUCUACAAAAAGGACCUUGUCAACCUAGAGGUCAUUCUUUCCCACAAAGUAAUAUCUCAGGACUUAAUCGACGCUUCAUUCCCCAAUGGUUUGAUGAAUUUGAUUGGUUGGAGUAGUGUAUCUAAAGAUGCUGCAUUUUGUCUUUAUUGCUAUCUCUUUAAAUCCAAUUUUGAACAAGUGGGUAGUGAAGCCUUCACUGGAGUAGGGUUUAAGAAUUGGAAGAAAGGGAGAGAAAGAAUGAAGGUGCAUGUUGGACCGGUUGGUAGUGUUCAUAAUAAAGCUAGAGAAGCCGCUACAAAUUUGAUGAAUCAAAAUACACAUAUUGAAACGGCUGUGAGCAAACACUCUAAACAAGCUCGUAUGGCAUAUCGAAGAUGCUUAAUUGCAUCAAUCAAGUGCACUAAGUUUCUAUUGAGACAAGGUCUUUCUUUUCGUGGAAAUGAUGAAAGUGCCACUUCAAGCAAUAGGGGAAAUUACUUAGAGUUAUUGCAAUUCCUUGCAGACAAUGAUGAGAAAGUUAAAGAAGUUGUGUUGGAAAAUGCUCCGGGGAAUCUCAAGUUAGUAGCUCCAAAGAUUCAAAAAGAUAUUGUGAAUGCAUGUGCCGGGGAAACACUUGAUGUCAUCAUGAGUGGUUUAAAAGAUAGAUUCUUUUCUAUAUUGGUGGAUGAAGCACGUGAUAUUUCUGUGAAAGAGCAAAUGGCAAUGGUAUUGCGUUAUGUGGAUGACAAAGGGCAUGUAAUUGAAAGGUUUGUGGGGAUUCAACAUGUUACCGACACCACUUCAAGUACACUAAAGGAUGCCAUUGACAUAUUCUUUUCUUCCAAUGGUUUGAGCUUUUCCAAGUUACGAGGACAAGGUUAUGAUGGAGCUAGCAAUAUGAGAGGUGAGUUGAAUGGCCUUAAAACAAAGAUUUUGAGAGAACAACCUUGUGCAUACUAUGUUCAUUGCUUUGCUCAUCAACUUCAACUAGCACUUGUUGCCGUAGCAAAGAAGAAUAUUGAUAUUGCCUCUUUCUUCACAACCACUAAUAGUGUGGUUAACCAUGUUGGAGCAUCGUAUAAGCGGCGUGAUGCACUUAGAGCACAACUCCAAGAAGAACUUGUGAUAGCUUUUGAAAAUGAUUGUCUUAUAACGGGGUGA
This is a messenger RNA of Prunus dulcis (almond), 1158 nucleotides long. RefSeq names its product zinc finger MYM-type protein 1-like. The record is from RefSeq and is a predicted model, not a curated record. Bases 1 to 1158 code for a protein of 385 amino acids. The transcript has a single exon. Lineage: Eukaryota; Viridiplantae; Streptophyta; Magnoliopsida; Rosales; Rosaceae.